Molecule: messenger RNA, 1998 nt
Organism: Trichoderma breve
Lineage: Eukaryota; Fungi; Ascomycota; Sordariomycetes; Hypocreales; Hypocreaceae
Product: moaC family domain-containing protein
Exons: 2
Coding region: 1-1998 (665 amino acids)
Biological process (GO): Mo-molybdopterin cofactor biosynthetic process
Molecular function (GO): metal ion binding; GTP 3',8'-cyclase activity; cyclic pyranopterin monophosphate synthase activity
Source: RefSeq, a predicted model, not a curated record
AUGUCUCGGCGCGCUUUGUCAUCGGCUUUGAGCCAGAUGAAUUCCAUACGCCAUCUUGCAGCUCGGCUGCCCUCGAGUGUCUCGCUUCCACGGUCAUCUGUUGGCGCCCUUGUCUUGACACGACACAUUGCGUCAACCUCGGCGGUUGCUGAACAACCAGAGCCUCAGCCAAACCAUACGAUUCCGUCUCCGAGCGUCCUUUCGCGCCGGGAUCGCAUCCGUGAUGCUAAGCCCUUCUCAGACUUUCUUACGGAUACCUUUCACCGGCAACAUGACUAUCUGCGCAUCUCCGUCACUGAAAGGUGUAACCUGAGAUGUCUGUACUGCAUGCCAGAAGAAGGUGUUCCACUGUCUCCUGAUAGGAAUCUCCUGACCAGCCCCGAGAUUAUUAUGCUGUCUUCCAUCUUUGUAUCACAAGGCGUGUCCAAAAUCCGGCUCACAGGAGGGGAGCCCACGGUAAGGCGAGACAUCUUGCCUCUCAUGCACCAACUCGGUGCGCUACGCCCAUACGGGCUUCGGGAACUAUGUAUAACUACCAAUGGUAUUUCAUUAUACCGGAAGCUGGAUAGCAUGAUUGAGUCUGGACUUACUGGAGUCAAUCUAAGUCUUGAUACCUUGGAUCCAUGGCAAUUCCAAAUCAUGACAAGGAGAAAGGGGUUUGAUGCUGUCCAGAAAAGCAUCGACCGCGUCCUAGAGAUGAAUUCGUUAGGCGCCGGGGUCAAAUUAAAGAUCAACUGCGUUGUGAUGCGUGGUCUCAACGACCGGGAAAUCCUUCCCUUUGUCGAAUUGACCAGAGAGAAAGACCUUGAGGUACGCUUCAUCGAGUACAUGCCUUUCGACGGCAACAAGUGGAACAAGGGCAAAAUGUUCUCGUACGAUGAGAUGCUAGAUGUAAUCCGGGGCAAGUAUCCCGAUUUGCACAAGAUUCGCGAUGAAAAGAAUGAUACAAGCAAGACUUGGAAAAUACCUGGGUUUGCAGGCCGCCUUGGCUUCAUCACAAGCAUGACGCAUAACUUUUGCGGCACCUGCAAUCGGCUCCGGAUUACGAGUGAUGGCAAUCUCAAGGUCUGCCUUUUUGGAAACGCCGAGGUAUCAUUGCGGGAUAUCCUGAGGAAAUCCAACAGCGGAGAUCCCAUAGAUGAAGAGGCGUUUGAGGCCAUGAAGCAGAUUGAGAUGAACCGCCGGCAAGGUCUCGCCGGCACCGAACUUCCAUUGGGGGUGGCACCAAACGAAGCUGAGCUGCUCGACGUCAUCAGAAUAGCUGUCAAGGGGAAGAAAGCAAAGCAUGCCGGUCUUGGAGAGCUAGAGCACAUGCCGAACCGGCCGAUGAUAUUGAUAGAUCCUGUUGUGCCGACACUCACGACUAUGCCACCUAGAGCACGGCAGCUUAUCGACCGUGUUAUGCCAUGGUCUGGUGUAUCAACAACAGCUACCCCCGGGUAUCUUGGGCAACAGCAACAACUACGGCGACUCUCUAGCUCACGGAGCCUGAGAAAGGACAAGGAUGACAAGAACCAAAGCUCAGCACGCCUUACGCAUGUAUCCGACUCAGGAUCAGCACACAUGGUCAAUAUUUCAGAAAAGCAAGUGACGUCGCGCGUAGCUACGGCCGCGUGCGCAGUGCACUUCUCAGACGACACGGCAAUCAAGCUUAUACGGGAGAACCAGAUGAAGAAGGGCGACGUGCUCGGCGUGGCUCGCGUUGCCGGCAUCAUGGCGGCGAAACGCACCCCGGAUCUCAUCCCCCUGUGUCACCCCAUUGCCAUUACGCGCGUGAAUGUCGAUCUGGACGUCGUGGGGAGUCGCCAGAUCGAGAUCCGGGCAACGGUCUCGUGUGAUGGGAAGACGGGGGUUGAGAUGGAGGCGCUCACCGCGGCGUCAUCGGCGGCCCUGACGGUCUACGAUAUGUGCAAGGCUGUGGAUAAGGGGAUGAAGAUCGAGGGGCUCCGGGUCGUUCUAAAGGACGGGGGGAAGAGUGGCAGAUGGGAGAUGCCUUGA